Messenger RNA from Aspergillus oryzae RIB40, 1227 nucleotides. RefSeq lists its product as uncharacterized. The coding region runs from base 1 to 1227 and encodes 408 amino acids. The record is from RefSeq and is a predicted model, not a curated record. Lineage: Eukaryota; Fungi; Ascomycota; Eurotiomycetes; Eurotiales; Aspergillaceae. The transcript has a single exon.
AUGGUGAAUAUGUACUUGGAAACGGAGAAGAACCUUAAGGGAACUGUGUCUCCAACCUUGGAGCGCCUCCAUAAGGAAAUCAAGGCCAAGUCGAAGGAGCUUACCAGUGGUGCUUCCAAGAGUGCAAAGGCUGUGGACAAGGCCCGGGCUGUCACCCAGAAGCAUAUUGAGCUCCUUGCCCAACAAACGGCGUCUAUGGAUGCUGCCGCAGGAAACAAGCUUGAACAGCAUCACGACCCUUACAUCUUGCGCCGAGGUGUCAACCAUCGUCUCAACAAGCAGAUCAUUGAGGAGAACAACAACCGCAAGGAUAUCAUUGCUGUACAGAAUAACUUCCAGCAGUUUGAGGCGCAUGUUCUGCAGACCAUUCAGGGGGCCAUGCAAGAAUUCGUCCAGAUCGUUUCUGGCCAGCUCGAGCAUCAGGGUACUAUGUAUCAGGAUAUGCUGGGUUCUGCUCAGAAGAUUCCUCCUGACUUCGAGUGGGUCAACUUCAUCACGAAGAAUGACAAUGUCCUUAUCAACCCGGAUGCGCCCCCGAGGACCCUCUCCAACAUCACUUUCCCCAACAUGGAUCAUCGUGCGACCAUGGCACUGAUCGAAGGGUCCUUGGAACGCAAGUCCCGUGCCAUGCUUAAGGGCUAUAGCUCCGGAUACUACGUUGUCACCCCCGCGCGGUACCUCCAUGAAUUCAAGGAUGACGACGACUUCCGCCGCGAUCCGGCUCCAGAACUGUCCCUAUACCUUCCCGACUGUGUCAUUGGCGCGAUCGACGGCGUGAAGUUCAGCGUGAAAGGCAAGGAUGUCUCGGGCAGUAAAGUCGGUAACGCCUUCCACACUACCACUGAAUUGAGCUUCAAAGCACACACUGCCAACGACGCCGAAAAAUGGUGGACCGUCAUCAAGGAUUGCACCCGUGGCCCGGUACAUACCGCUGCCGCCGCCACAUCCUCCCAGCCGGCAAGCCCUGCCGUCGCCCAACCCCCAGCUUAUAGUGAGAAGGCAAAUGAGGCAACGAGCCCCGCCCAGGCUACGGCUCCCCAAAGCGCAACUCAGGCCACAGCCCCCGAGAGCGCAACCCAGGCCGCGCAACCAAUGCAGCCUGCUGCGAGCGAGGCAGCGGCUCAAUCCCCGGUCUCCCCCCCUGCAGUGUCUCGGACCGCUAGCACGGCCAGUGGACACUUCCAUACUGCUCCGGGCGGAACCGCCACUACCGGUGAUAAAGCAUAA